Molecule: messenger RNA, 1158 nt
Organism: Vigna umbellata (rice bean)
Lineage: Eukaryota; Viridiplantae; Streptophyta; Magnoliopsida; Fabales; Fabaceae
Biological process (GO): regulation of DNA-templated transcription
Cellular component (GO): nucleus
Source: RefSeq, a predicted model, not a curated record
CGAGGUUUUGGACUCCCGCCAUUUCACCUUCCUAAAACCCAAAACAAAGGAAGUCCCAAACCUAAAAACUCAGACCAUCCCAGAAUGAGAAUGGGCACUCUCAAAAAGAAGAGGGAAGAAGAAGAACCCCCUUCUUCUCUUUCCCUCGAUAAUGCUAAUGGUAGCGACUCCCAAAGUGAAGAAGGGUCCAAAAGAGAAGAUGAUUCUUUACGUUACGAGCAAGCUAGGGACCAAAGGAUCAAAGACAACAUGGAGAGAAUGCACAAGCUUGGCUUGUUCGACUUGUCUCUCAAACUCAAAUGCCCAAAACGAAACUAUCUCCCCAAAAAAAAGAAGGCCGUCCAACCCAACCAUUCGCCCCAGAGACGCUCCUCCAGAAUAAUGAACCUGGUACCAAUUAACUAUUCUGAGAGAAAUCGUGAAUCUGCAAGUAAGGAAAACGGUGUCGUAGAGAUUUGUAUACCAGAAGGUACAAACCCUGAAGUUUACACUGAAGAGCAUGAGGAGCAUCUGGGAGACUGUGAGAGUGCUUGGGAAUUGUAUGUGGAUGGAUAUGAUGAGGAUGGGAACCGUAUAUAUGAUCCAAUCAAAGGAGAGACAUGCCAUCAAUGCAGGCAGAAAACUCUUGGCCAGCAUACUCAUUGCAACAAAUGCGAAUUACUCCAAGGGAAAUUUUGUGGAGAUUGCUUGUACAUGAGAUAUGGAGAAAAUGUGAUGGAAGCCAACCGUAACAACAAAUGGGUUUGCCCUCCUUGUAGAGGAAUUUGCAACUGCAGUCGUUGCCGCAGGGGAAAAGGUUGGAGGCCUACUGGCAACAUAUACAGUAAGGUGUCAAAGCUGGGUUUCAAAUCUGUGGCUCAUUAUUUGAUUAAAACUCGAGGCACUGAGUUGGAAGGGUCAGAUGCUGAAAAUAGUGUUGCUGAAGAAAAAUCAGAGACAUCUGCAGAUACCAAACUGAAUAGACCAACUCUCACGAGGGCAUCAAAGAAGAGGGCAUAGUUGCAUUACAUCUGUAUGAAGAUGAUGAUACUAGUUUUUUGAGAAACAUACAAGAUUUGAGAUUUAAUGAAGCUAGUAUGGUAUAGAGCCUGUGGAUUAUUAACAACUGUAUACAAACUAGUAAGUAUACAAAUUUUGCUUUUUCAUCCUUUCUUGAAA